This is a messenger RNA of Mizuhopecten yessoensis (Yesso scallop), 2751 nucleotides long. Its product is annotated as cyclin-dependent kinase 17-like. Gene Ontology annotation, molecular function: protein kinase activity; ATP binding. Lineage: Eukaryota; Metazoa; Mollusca; Bivalvia; Pectinida; Pectinidae. The transcript has 15 exons. Gene Ontology annotation, biological process: protein phosphorylation. The coding region runs from base 543 to 2066 and encodes 507 amino acids. Gene Ontology annotation, cellular component: nucleus; cytoplasm. The record is from RefSeq and is a predicted model, not a curated record.
CACCCUGUGGGAUCAUUGUGGGCGGUGAUUAUUGAUGCCAUAGGAUUAGAGUGUGUUCAUCAUUUGCCUCAGUCUGCUGGACCGUCACAGUCUUACUCUGUCUGUGAUAACGACCUGGCUAUUUGUCGCUAAUUAUUGACCACGCCAUGACCUGAGCUAAUCCCCCUGGACAGCUUAUUGAGCGGAGUGAUAACUGAAAGUACACACUAGCCAUGUGUUGUAUCAGUACAACAUUAACUGGAACAGGAACUUGAUGCACUUCACUGGACCAUACAUUCACCAGGAAAGUGUAUAUAUAUGACCUGGUGUACUUGACUGGACCUGGUAGACACAAUACCAUGGACAAUGUUUAUAUAUAUGACUUGAUGCAUUUCCUAUAUGGAAGGAAGUGGAAACUAUAAGGCGGGCAUAGAGCUGUGUGUCGAUUGAGAGAUCCAUUUGGGGUAGAAAAAUGUUUUAUAUGUUGUGACAUAUAACUUAUAUAAGCACAUAACAGACCUUGUUGGGUCUGUCGCGUGAUUUAAUUUUAAUUGCUCAGAGUCAUGUCUUUGUUCAGUCUGAAUAACACUGGCAGAAGAGGUUUACCUCCAAGGAAAGUCAUCAAAUUGCAAACACUGGAGAAAAGGAAGGGAAUCAGUCAGUCUCUAUCUUUUAUCAAUCGUCUUCGUAACCUGUGGACAAAGGAUGGAGUAGGCUCAGACAGGCCUGACAGCAUAAACGGUUGUAGUAAUUGUGAUGCUGCAAGAAAUAGUAGAUCAGAGGAGAGGUGCUCAACCAUUCCAUCCAGCACACGGCUAGGAAUAGUUCAUGAAAACCUUCGGAUCACAUCUGAUGGUGAGAGUGAGGAGAUCUCGGGAACGUCAAGUGAGCGAGAGGACAUGGUGUCCCCCGUCAAACUCCGGCAUCGACAGAGGCGAUACAACCAGGAAGUCACUAAACGACUGUCAUUACCUGCUGACAUGCGCCUACCUGGACAUUUCCUGGCCAGACAAAGUCUCAGUCCCGAGGGACAGCUGAGCAGGCGCUCUCGACGUAAAUCACUGUCUGAAAUAGGAUUUGGAAAAAUAGAAUCUUACACAAAGUUAGAUAAACUUGGAGAGGGUACCUAUGCCACAGUGUUCAAAGGCAGAAGUCUACUGACUGACAACCUGGUCGCCCUCAAAGAAAUCCGUUUGGAGCACGAAGAAGGGGCCCCUUGCACUGCUAUACGUGAAGUGUCGCUGCUCAGGGAGCUUAAACACAGUAACAUUGUGACCCUACAUGACAUCAUUCACACAGAGAAGUCGCUCACUCUAGUCUUUGAAUACCUGGAAAAAGAUCUCAAACAGUACAUGGACGACUGUGGAAACAUAAUGAGCAUGACAAAUGCUAAGAUAUUUUUGUUCCAAUUAUUACGAGGCUUAGCCUACUGUCAUAAAAGACAAGUUUUACACAGGGACCUGAAACCUCAGAAUCUUCUUAUCAACGAGAGAGGAGAACUCAAAUUGGCUGACUUUGGCUUAGCCAGGGCCAAGUCAAUACCUACCAAGACAUAUUCAAAUGAAGUGGUCACUUUAUGGUAUCGUCCUCCUGAUGUUUUACUGGGAUCAACAGAAUACUCCACCUCCAUUGAUAUGUGGGGAGUCGGUUGUAUAUUCUAUGAGAUGGCCUGUGGCAGGCCACUGUUCCCUGGCUCUACCGUAGAGGAUGAACUGCAUUAUAUAUUCAAGAUUUUGGGUACACCUGUUGAGGAAACGUUUCCAGGAAUUAACAAAAAUGAGGACUUCUUGUCUUAUAACUUCCCUCACUAUGAUCCAGAACCUCUCAUUAACGUGGCUCCCAGGUUGGAUGGUGAUGGCUUAGAUCUCUUAGCAAAACUUCUCAAGUUUGAGGCCAAAGGAAGAUGUUGUGCAGCAGACGGCACAAAAUGUCCCUUCUUCAACUCCCUCGGGCCAAGUGUACAUCGUCUCCCAGACACUGUGUCAAUAUUUACGAUACCUGGGAUAGUCUUACACAGAGAUCCAGGCAUGAGGUCAUCAUCAUUAGCAUCUACAGGUAAAAUCCGGAGACAGAGUAUGUUGUUCUAAGUGUUGUGAAAGGACCAGUGACAGAAUCAGUGUAUUGACUACCAGUGAUAGCCAUCAGUGUAUCGUCUACCAGUGAUAGUCAUCAGUGUAUUGACUACCAGUGAUAGCCAUCAGGGUAUUGACUACCAGUGAUAGCCAUCAGGGUAUCGUCUACGAGUGAUAGCAAUCAGUGUAUUGACUACAAGUGAUAGCCACCAGUGUAUUGUCUACCAGUGAUAGCCAUCAGUGUGUUGACUACCAGUGAUAGCCAUCAGUGUAUCAUCUACCAGUGAUAGCCAUCAGUGUAUCUUCUACCAGUGAUAGCCAUCAGUGUAUCGACUACCAGUGAUAGGCAUGAGUGUAUCGUCUACCAGUGAUAGCCAUGAGUGUAUUGACUACCAGUGAUAGCAAUCCGUGUAUUGACUACCAGUGAUAUCCAUCAGUGUAUCGUCUACCAGGGAUAGCCAUCAGUGUAUCGUCUACCAGUGACAGCCAUCAGUGUAUCGUCUACCAGUGACAGCCAUCAGUGUAUCGUCUACCAGUGACAGCCAUCAGUGUAUCGUCUACCAGUGAUAGCUAUCAGUGUAUCGUCUACCAGUGAUAGCAAUCAGUGGAUUGACUACCAGCGAUAGCCAUCAGUGUAUUGACUACCAGAGAUAGCAAUCAGUGUAUUGACUACCAGUGAUAACCAUCAGUGUAUUGACUA